Molecule: messenger RNA, 585 nt
Organism: Staurois parvus
Lineage: Eukaryota; Metazoa; Chordata; Amphibia; Anura; Ranidae
Source: the annotation of a GenBank genome assembly
AUGCUACUUCUUUCAGUUGGGUUUGGUGAAAGUAGUAUCGAUUCAUGCCCCACCUCUUGCAGUUGCGGUGUAAUUGAGACCCAUGGACUAAUAGUCAACUGCAGUUCGAGGCAUCUCAUAACUGUGCCAGAUCUUCCAUUUACAACAGUGAAGCUUUAUUUGCAAAACAAUUUCAUGACUACUGUUCCACCAGGAGCUUUGGAUCAUUUGGUUAGCCUCCAAGAAGUUGAUGUCUCUGGGAACCCUUGGAAUUGUGACUGCAGCAUCCUUUACCUGAAAGCGUGGUUUGAUUCCCAACCUGUGCAGAGAAACCCUGCAAAGGUGCAAUGUGCAACUCCACACUCUGCAUCCAUGAAGGCUUUCCAAGACCUGACAGGGAAUGAAAUACCUAGGUGUGGAAGACCAUGGCCAAUCAAAUGCAAAAGAUUCUUUGUGCGGGACUUGUACAUAAAUGGACUUGCAGUGGUGGUCCUGAUCUUCAUGUCCUAUAUAGCACGGAUGGCCCGGAAACUAUCUUGUCGUGUUGCAGUCUCAACUCGUUCAUUCCAAAAGACAUCUAUGAAAGAAAACUCCAAAUCUAAAUAG